GUCCAAAUCUUGCAACUGCACCUCGAACCCAACACCAACGGUGCUUGCACGCCAUGGUCGCAACCUUCGACCCCCUCUCGCCCUCCAAGGCGACCAGCUCCAAGCACCCGGACCACACGUCGUUCGGGACGCUUACCCGCGAGCGCCAGUUCCGACACCCGUCAAACGAGGGCCCGGAUUUCGAGAGCCUCGAGGAGCUCGUCCGCCCCGCCAUCCAGUCGUUUGACGCGCUCACCGAGGGUGGCGACGACGGAACCGAGGGCCUCCUCCAGCUCGGCGUCAAUGACAUUGGCGAGAAGGUCGUCUUCGACGGCAAGCCCUCCGAGGGCAUGCCGUUCGGCAACAAAAUUACCUACCGGAUAGCCCAGGUCGCUCUUGGCAAGCCGCUCGUUUCCGACCGCGACAAGCUCGCUGUUGAGCGCCGCAUCUUCCCCACCGAGGCCCGCGAACGCCUCGUGACCUACCGCUCCCGCCUCACCGUCACUAUCAAGUGGAAGGUGACUACCAACGAGGGCAGCACGCGCGAGUACGAGGAGGUCCGCGAGUGCGGUCUCCUCCCCGUCAUGGUCAAGUCGGCCCGCUGCAACAUCCGUGGCAUGCCUGCUGCCGAGCUCGUGCGCCACGGCGAGGAGUCGUCGUCCUGGGGCGGCUACUUCAUCGUCAACGGUAACGAGAAGAUUGUCCGCUACCUCAUUCUCCCCCGCCGUCACCACCCGAUCAACCUCAACCGUCCGUCGUUCGCCAAGCGUGGUGUCAGCUACACGCCGUACGGUUGUCAGAUCCGCUGUGUCCGCCCCGACCAGUCGGCGUGCACCAACACGCUCCACUACCUCUCCAACGGCGGUGCCACGAUCCGUUUCGCCUGGCGCAAGGUCGAGUACAUGAUCCCCCUUGUGCUCAUCCUCAAGGCGCUCGUCGACGCCAGCGACAAGGAGAUUUUCGAGAGCCUCGUCCAGGGCGAGUACGAGAACACCUUCUUGACCGACCGUGUCGAGCUGCUGCUCCGUGGCCAAAAGACUUUCGGCCUCAACACUGGUACCCAGUGCCUCGACUACCUCGGUGACAAGUUCCGCGUCGUCAUGAACUGCCCCGACGACUGGACCAACGUCCAGGUCGGUAGCUUCCUGCUCAACAAGGUCAUCCUCGUCCACCUCCCCAACCCCCGCGACAAGUUCCGCAUGCUGCUCUUCAUGCUCCGCAAGCUCUACUCGAUGGUCGCUGGUCAGUCGUGCCCCGACAACCCAGACUCGCCCCAACACCACGAAGUCCUGCUCCCCGGUUUCCUCUACGCCAUGAUCAUCAAGGAGCGCUUCGACGAGUGUCUGCUCGCCGUUCGUGCCCAGAUCCAGCAGGAUCUUCGCCAGAACCGCGCCAAGGAGUUUACCAGUGCAAAGUACUUCCCCUCGGUCCUUGCCAAGGUCAACUUUGACAUUGGCGCCAAGAUGUCCUACUUCCUCGCCACCGGCAACCUCGUCUCGCCCACCGGCCUUGACCUGCAGCAGACGAGUGGUUUCACCAUUGUGGCCGAGAAGCUCAACUACUACCGUUACCUCGCCCAUUUCCGCUGUAUCCAUCGUGGUGCCUUCUUCGCCGAGCUCAAGACGACUGCUGUCCGUAAGCUGCUCCCCGAGUCGUGGGGCUUCUUGUGCCCUAUCCACACGCCAGACGGAUCGCCCUGUGGUCUUCUCAACCACUUGUCGCACACUUGCCAGAUUGUGACCUCGACUCUGAACGUUUCCGAGAUCCCGACCCUGCUUUCGGCUCACGGCAUGACCCAGGUCUUCGCCACGUCCAUCGACGGUGCCAAGUUUGUUGUUAUCCAGCUCGACGGUCGCGUUAUCGGCUGGGCUACGCCCACCAAGGCCAAGCAGCUGGCUGAUCUCCUGCGCAAGCUCAAGACUGAGGGUGACGCGCGCGUGCCCAUUGACCUCGAGGUCGGCUAUGUCCCUGUCACCAAGGGUGGCCAGUACCCCGGUCUCUACCUCUUCGGCUCGCGCUCCCGCAUGAUGCGUCCUGUCACUUACCUCUCCAACGGCAAGCUCGACCACGUCGGAACCUUCGAGCAGGUCUACAUGGAUAUCUCGGUCACCCCAGAGGAAAUUGAGAAGGGCGUCACCACGCACGUCGAGCUCGACCCCACGUCGAUGCUCUCAGUCAUUGCCAACCUCACUCCUUUCUCCGACUUCAACCAGUCACCACGAAACAUGUACCAGUGCCAGAUGGGCAAGCAGUCCAUGGGAACACCGUCGACUGCCCUCAACCGCCGUACCGACAACAAGAUGUACCGCCUCCAGAGCGGACAGACUCCGAUUGUCCGCCCCAAGCUGCACAGGCACUACGGUUUCGACUCGUUCCCCAACGGUAUGAACGCGGUGGUCGCUGUCAUCUCAUACACGGGUUACGACAUGGAAGACGCCAUGAUCCUGAACAAGUCGGCCCACGAGCGCGGCUUUGGCUACGGUACCGUCUACAAGUCUGACAUCUUCGACCUCAAGGACGUCAACCGCUCUGCUCGUGGCCCUCCUACCCUCCACUUUGCUCUUGGUCGCGAUGUCAAGGAGGACCACACCUGGCGCGAGUUCCUCGACACUGACGGCCUCCCCCGCAUUGGCACCAAGGUCAAGGCUGGGGACCCGCUUUGUGCCUACGUCGAUGAUGUCACUGGUCGCACCAAGGUCCACAAGUACAAGGGUGACGAGACUGCCUACAUCGACGAGGUCCGUGUUCUCGGCUCGGACACCGGCGACUCGGAGCUGCAGAAGAUCCACAUCAAGCUGCGUAUCCCUCGUUCGCCUACCAUUGGUGACAAGUUCUCGUCUCGUCACGGACAGAAGGGUGUCAUGUCGCAAAAGUUCCCUGCCAUCGACAUGCCCUUCACCGAGAGCGGCAUGCAGCCCGACGUCAUCAUCAACCCCCACGCUUUCCCCUCUCGUAUGACAAUCGGAAUGUUCGUCGAGUCGCUCGCCGGCAAGGCUGGUGCCCUCCACGGCUUCUCUCAGGACGCUACGCCGUUCAAGUUCUCGGACGCGGACCGUCCCCAGGACUACUUUGGCGAGCAGCUCCGCGCUGCGGGCUACAACUACCACGGCAACGAGCCAAUGUACUCUGGUAUCACUGGCGAGGAGCUGAGGGCCGACAUCUACAUUGGUGUCGUCUACUACCAGCGUCUGCGUCACAUGGUCAACGACAAGUUCCAGGCCCGUGCGCUCGGACCGGUCGACCCGCUCACGCGUCAGCCCGUCAAGGGUCGUAAGCGUGCCGGUGGUAUCCGUUUCGGUGAAAUGGAGCGUGAUGCUCUUAUCGCCCACGGAACAUCAUUCUUGUUGCAAGACCGUCUCAUGAACUGUUCCGACUACUCGACUGCUCACGUGUGUCGGUCAUGUGGCUCGCUCAUCUCGCUCGGCUUUGACGACACUGUCGGCCCCAACGACGGCAAGCCAAGAAACUACUGCCGUAUCUGCGAACGGUCCGAGCAGCCUGGUGCUCUCGACGGCGUGGUCAAGAAUGGCGCGGUCGGCGUCGCUGCCAAGAGCGCGUUGACGUCUGCGGCGACACGGAGCAAGAUGGACGUGAUUGCCGUGCCAUACGUGUUCAGGUAUCUGUGCGCGGAGAUGGCGUGCAUGGGUAUCAGGUUGAACGUGACGGUUACGUAGUACAGUAUAGCAUAUAGAUGUGAGCAUUGUUGGAC
Messenger RNA from Vanrija pseudolonga, 3688 nucleotides. It is a transcript of the gene rpa2, whose product is annotated as putative DNA-directed RNA polymerase I subunit RPA2. The record is from RefSeq and is a predicted model, not a curated record. Gene Ontology annotation, biological process: DNA-templated transcription. Gene Ontology annotation, molecular function: DNA binding; ribonucleoside binding. Gene Ontology annotation, cellular component: nucleus; RNA polymerase I complex. Bases 54 to 3653 code for a protein of 1199 amino acids. Lineage: Eukaryota; Fungi; Basidiomycota; Tremellomycetes; Trichosporonales; Trichosporonaceae. The transcript has 3 exons.